Molecule: messenger RNA, 6054 nt
Organism: Megalobrama amblycephala (Wuchang bream)
Lineage: Eukaryota; Metazoa; Chordata; Actinopteri; Cypriniformes; Xenocyprididae
Exons: 6
Coding region: 1448-5341 (1297 amino acids)
Source: RefSeq, a predicted model, not a curated record
CUCGCACAAACCGAUCGUUUCGUGUCUUAGGACAUCAAUGUGUCAUCACGAGCCGCAGGGUUUAAUUUGGACUUGUCUAUGCAAGUUUUAUUUACUCUUAUAGUAGAAGUUCCCAUCCACUGGCAUUAUUUGAAUUACAGACGCCAGCGGUUGGAGUUAAAAAUCAUCAUUUGUGUUCUACUGAAGAAAAAAAGUCACCUACAUCUUGGAUGCCCUGGGGGUAAGCAGAUAAACAUCAAAUUUUCAUUUUUGGGUGAACUAUCCCUUUAAGCAAAGUUAGCAACAGUCUCAUGCAGGCGCCAUAGGCUUUGUUUUGUGUAAAAACUCUGAAGGAAACUGCCUUGAGAAAAGUUUCGCUGGCAAUUUCUUACCUCUGUGUAAUGUCUAAUAAAGCUUUGUUUACAGUUUUGUUUACAGUGGUUACUGGGGAAACCGCUCUAUUUCUGCUGUUCAAUAAGGCAGAACCUGAUUUCACCAAGUGCAACAUGUUCCUGGAACAACGUCUUUGUUGAUCCUGGAACAACACAAUCAGAUUUGAAGGACAAGUUUAGUUAAUGUUUAGGUUUACAACUGGGAUUAGGUGCUUUUACAUCAGUGUUAUUCACCUAUCAUUUCCCUCUGAUUUUAGGGAUAACUUAUGGGUAGGUUUAAAUUUGAAUUUUCAGACAAGAAUGUUGUUCCAAGAUCAACAAAAUAUGUCUAACUCUGCAAAAUCAGGACGUGCUUCCAUAAGUGCCAUCUAUUGCCAGAGAGCCCAUUUACAUUCUCAUUCAGCCUGUCUGCGUUAUUUUUAUCUAUAUAUUUUGUGAAAAUCAGACCAAAUUUUUAUGCACUGUUAUAAGUUUUAUGCGCUGUUGAUGGAAAAUAAGCUAAUGUGCAUUCUAAAAUUCUAAACAAUUUGGAUAAUAAGGUAUCUAGAAUUAUUCAUAGAGCUCAGAAAAUACCUAUAAUCAUCUAUCUUUUUGAUUUUCUUAAACAUGUUUAAAGGCUGAAAUGUGAGGUUUAUCAUUUUAUAAAACAUUUUUGUCAAUAUUUUAUUUGAACAUGUUAGAUAACAUUGUUGAAAAAAGGUUGGGGACUACUACUCUACACUGUAUUUGAGUUUUAUCUGUAUCUGUUUAAUAAUGGAUGACUCAGAUACUUAUCAUAGCAGCUUGUGCAAGCCGAGGCGCGCGUGAAAAAUUAUACACAGUUAAACAUGAUGAGGAUGAUGAGGGAUUCUAGUGACAAAGAAAUCCGUUUCAUUUUCUCAGCUUGCUUGUGUUCACGUGUCAGUAAUCUAAUCUAGUUAUAAAUGAUGAGAGGAAGGUAAAGCUCACAGUAGGAUUCUUCAGAGAGUGUGUUGUGAGCUCUGUUGGGACAGUAUCCUGUGUAGUGCAUCUCAAUAUAGUUUCAUUAUGAUGUUAUAUAUGUGUAGCUUAAAAGAAACCAAGAGAGAAGAUUAAGUAUGGGGAUUAGUUUCAUAUUUUUCAUUUUUGGACUCACAGUAAGUGCUAAGGAGGAGGACCUGCAAGGCUUUCAGUCCCUGCAAACCGAGAGCGCAACCUUCAUAAUAACUAUGCCAUCAGAAGAGCAAAACAGCUCCAGUGACAACGGUGGAAAAGUUUCCACGGAAAGCCCUCCUCGCCUGACUGUGGCUGUAAUCAGUUCUCCAGGGACAGAUUUGUUCCAUACACCACAUGAGAGGCAGCACUCAAGUACAGUAAAUGCAACCACAACCAGUGAUAAAGAUGCAAUUACCUCAAAUGGGGAGAGCUUUGUCUUAGCUUAUGGCACAGGUUCACAUUCCACGAGUAAGGAUAGCACUGCAGCGAAGCCUUUUCAGUCUGAAGGAGACUACUCAUUGAUCUCCAAUGAUGAGGGAAGGCUUCAUCCCUCAGCUAAGGCUGAAUUUGAGUCAAUGAUGAAUGACACCAUGAUGCCUGCUGCUCAUCUGUCCGGAGGCAGGGAAAAGAUCUCAGCUUUUUUACACGCUUCACUGGAAAGCAAGAAUCAAAGAGUCUUGGAGUCUAUUACUCCUUCGCCCGCAAAUGACAUUCCCAUGGUAUCAGCCUCUGAUCCAGCAGUAAUUGAUAACCAUGGGGAGUCAAACGACAGUGUGGAAAGACUGGGCGAAAACAAGAAUGAAAAUUGGACUCUGGAGUCGUUUAGAGCUGAGAACCCUCUGAAUCGUACUGAAGAGGCUUCUUUGACUAAGAAUCAAUCGACCAUUAUGCAUUUUACAGUUUUGCAGGGUUUAGGGCUUUUAACCACUGAGCUCAGUCAAAACCCAAAAAAUGGAUCUGGGCAUGAGCCAAAAGAACAGAAGAAUCUGCUUUCACCAAGUUCACUGAUCCUUGAUACUCCAUUACAAGUGAAAUCACCCAGCCAAGUAAUACUUAAUAAAAUGACAGAAAGCAGCAAAAAUCCCAGCACCAAUGGACCAAAACCCUUCGGGGUGUCACUAAAGAAUCCAGACUCAAUGUUUUUAUUCUCUGCUUCAAAGCUGACCCCUACAAUGAUUCCAGACGCAACCAGGCUGAAUUAUUUUUCAAACAUGGUAACCGCUGCUGGCGAAAUGCACGUGACAAAACAAUUUGUGGCCUCGCGGUUGAUAUCCGACUCCAUGCAUAGAAUUGUCUCAGCGAGGGACGGACUAGAAAGCAAAUCCAUUUUUUACACCAAAUCAAGUAAAGAGCGUCAAAUUAAACCAACGCUCCAAACCUCAGCAAACAGUUUCGUUCAUCGCUUGAGUAAAAGUGACCUUUCUUUGGUCGCUCAAAACUCUUCUCUUCUCAAAACGUCAGAUCUUUGUACCAAAGAAGCCAGAACAUCUAAUAUAUCAGUGACAGAGAAACAUAACAAAAUGGAUCAUUUUCCAGUUCGGCUGAGUGAAUUGAUAGACUUUAGUACUGCCUCAUUUACCAAUGCUGAGGAAGCAACUAUAGCAAAUAAGCAAAUGUUCAUGAAACAGACUCAAAGUUCACUUGCCGCUUUCCGAACCCUUUUACCUCAAGAAGACACUUCAAAAAACCAUGAUCAGUUUGAUGAAUUAUCUACAGCGUUGCCUCUUCCACCUCUGACAAAGCUUGAGAAUGUGUUUCAUGUCUUCAAAGUAAAUGAUCAUCAGCCUCAAAAGCCUCUAAAUCAUUUCCCCUCAGAGAGAUUAAAGCCUUUUGUAUCAGCUCAAACUCAUGAAUCGAUUCCACUUUCGUUUACAUCUGCAACUGUGAAGAGAUUCACAAAUAUGGAAAACUUGACUAAAUUCGACUCUACUAACCAAAACCAACAGUAUGGCGUGUCACAAAAAGUCUCAUACAUCAUAUCCAAGAGGCCAAACGUGAACUCAAGCAGAUUAACAGGACACGAAACAGCAAACACAACCACAAUCAACGAAAGCAUGUCACAUUUUAGGGUCCCACUUACUAACAGCAACAUACCCACAACAAAGACCUUCAUUACAACAACUAUGUUUUUAAAACCCUGGGUGUCUUUUGCCAACAUCUCCCUUUUCGCUCGUGCAAUUCUGCAAAAAAAGUCCUUUCUGCUACCAACACCUUUCGGUAAGUCACAAAAUACUGUGACAACAGACUCCAAAGUUUUCUCAAAAAGUAAUAGCGAGUACGCCUUUUUAAAUCACUCAUUGACAACUAAAAAGAUUGGUUUGCCGUUAGAGGACAAACAACAAGAUCUUAAAAACCCAAGAGGGACUGUGAUGCUGUUUUUUGGCAGCUACACAGUUAGCAGUAUCCCAUCAGUCCAACGGCUCAUUGAAGCUCACCCUGGAGAGGUAUUUCUCACAGAAGCACCGCAAACACAAUCUGUACUUCAGAUUGAGUCAUACUUAAAGAAGAGAGAUGACAUGGUUAAACCAACAACUCUGAAACACCAUGGUCAGAACAGCAGUUCAGUUGUAGGCAUGAAUCAAACCUUGUUGAUGCCAAUUCCGCGCAAGAUUGUUUUACACCCAAUUCACACAUCUGUUUCCCCCGUUGUUCACUUGAAUACAGAGUUUAAACGACAUUUAACCCCCUCAGCUUCACCUUCAGUGUCUAUUUGGCCAGCAAUAACGCAAAAAAGUGGACAAGACAACCACAAAAAUUCACUUUCAUCAUAUCAUAUGUUUGUAAAUUUAUCAGAUGUUAAGGAGCAUCCUCAGAAUAUGACAUCCAGCCAAAUUUCUGGCAUCAGUAGGCACACAACAGCUGUAGCACAGCCAGAAGGGGCCCUAAACACGUCACUCCUUGAAUCAUCCAAUGGAACAACUUUUCCUUUGUUUCUUUUUCAAAUGCAGAAUGUGUUGCAUAAAGAGCAUUUGACCUUAACUGAAGACCACACUGAUUUUUUCUCAACAGUAAAUCAGCAUUCACAAACGACGCAAUCGGACUUUCCAGCUGAUGAAAUGUCUAGUUUAGGCGCAACAGAUGAAAUACAAAAACACCUUGGGCGGACUGCGCUGUCUGCUGUUACUGGGGAAAAGUUCUCUCCUCUUGUCCAUGCGGAUUUAAGUUUCUCAAGUACAGAGAAACAAUUGCUCCCCAAUGGUUCAUUACCGUCCAGGGGAGGAAGUGAAGAUAUUUCACAUGCCAUCACUCCAUUUGCUGAAAGUGACUAUGGGAGAUCUACUGAGUUUGUGUCAGACCUGCCAGUAAUAAACAGGAAGAGGAGGGUUACAUCAUCCGAUUCUCUCAGUGGUCUGGCGCAAAUCUCAGAUGAUAUCUGCGGCACUGGCAACUACACAGCAGAGAUGAGUCUGAACUUGGAGAGAGAUAUCAUGCCCGGAGAUCUCAUCCCUGCCCUAGGAAACCUGCGUGUCGUCAUCAGCCUCAAAACAAAUAACAGCCAGGUGAACCUAGAGAUAAAAUCCUGCUGCCUCUCUCCCACUGGAAGACUUGAUGAAUUUAACACCACCUGCUGCAUUUUUUCCAGGCUGCCUAUAGAGCCCCAUGGCAUUAGACUGCUUCCUAGCGUCCUGUCAAAGAGGGCUAGCUUCACCAUCAGUCUCUUCCAGAUGAUCAAUUACUCCACCGCUUACCUGCACUGUGACCUGAGCGUGUGCUUGAGGAACCAUUCUGAGUGCGAGAGGCAGUGUUUGCAGCAUCGAAAUGCACAUCUCAGAGAGGAAUCGAGGGCCAUCUUCAGCAGCACAGGAAAUCGCAUUUCUUUCGGCCCUGUUUUGAAAGGAGCAGACAAUUCAUCAGCCUCUGAAACAGCAGAUGACACUGAAGCCAUGGUGGUGAUUAUCAGCUCAGUGGCCUGCUGUUUGCUGGCGUGUUUGGCUCUCUUGCUUGUCUGGAUUGGGAACAGGCGUUGUCUGCAAAGGUCUGCCUACUGCUGGUCCAGGGGCCUUUGUGAAUGCUAACAAAACGGCGCUCACUGCAAUUCAGCCAACCGGACUAAAAUCUGCAUCGAGCACUCAAUCAUUAUCUGACAGUUUUUGAAUUGCUCAUCAUUAUGUUUAGUUGCUGCACUGGGUAUUAACAUUGUUAAAAGUGACUCAAAGUGCUCUUGAAUAAUCAUUUAUACUGCAUUAUAGUGCCAAGCUUUGAGAAUUUCAAUAGAGAUGUUAAAAAUACAAGCCGAUUAACCAGUUCAAUGUGAAUACUUAUACUGAGUAAAUAUUGUCAGCACACAGCUAUUUAAAGGGAUAAUUCACAUAAUUCACCCUCAUGUCGUUUCAGAACCUACCUUCCUUCUGUAUUAAAGUGCAGUCACAUUUACCUUAGUUUGGCAAAUUUUCUCAGACGAAAUCCAGUCAUUUCUGUAGGAAUCAAUGUGAAUGGGGAUUUAAUUUGAUGACAAAAGAUUUCCCCACAAAAAUUUUGCAAGGGGUUCAAGUUUCUCAAACAGAUUGUCCAACUGAUUGGUUUAAAAGAGACUUCAGUAUGAGCUGUGCUCUAUACAUUGCUAUAUUAUUGACAAUAGACAAUGGUCAAUGUUGCUGAAAUUUUGUGCUAUAUGUCAAGUCAAGUCACCUUUAUUUAUAUAGCGCUUUUUACAAUGCAGAUAGUGUCAAAGCAGCUUUACAUUGAUAACUGGUAUAUAUUUUUGGCUGCACAGCAGCUCUUCAAGAAU